AUGCUCACCGGUACCUUCUUCGUCGCCCUCCUGGCCACCAUCGCCGCUGCUACGCCGCAGCCUGGGAAUAAGCCGGUCUGCACUACGACUGUCGGCAGAUGUACUAGCACCGUAACGACGACGGUGACAAGAUAUACUGGGACAACCACAAAAGUCCACACCGUCACCGCCGGAACGAGCACCACGACACGCACCAAGACAGUUACGACCGCCAGUCCCAUAACAAUUACUUCCUGCGCCGCGCCUGCCUCUACCGGGCCCAUCGACAAGCGCGGAAACCAGGGCGAAAACUGCUGGAGCGUCAACACCGUCACGCACCACUGGGCCACGACCACAACCGUGACAGUGAAGGCCGUGAGCACGGUCCAGUCAACUCGCACGGUUGCUAAAACAACGACCACAAAGACAAAGACCGUCACAAGCGCAUCCACGCAGACUUCGCUUGCGAAAUUCGCGGGUGACUUCUACAUCUACGACGGCUCCGGGCAAAACGCCUUUGAUGUCAACUUCGUCAGGGGCGGCAGCACCGAUAUCAUCACGCUCGAUACGACAACCACGUUCGCGAGUGCGUUUGCUCUCGUCAACGGCACGCUCAGCGUGGUGGCGGCCAGCUUUGGAGUUGGCGAUACAAUCUACGCAGACCCGACUUCCGCCAGCGACCAGGGCUUUCCCGACAACACCUUGAUAGGCCUCACGCCUGCGGACGCGGCAGCGCAGGGAGGCGAAGCAACAGCAGUGUUGUGCUCCAUCUCACAGCAAAGCGAUGGAACGUGUCCAUUGACAUGCACGGGCAACGGCGGCAGUCAGUUCUACUAUUGCUCGGGCGGUAUCCCUCUCAUCGCCCUUGGAUCCGGGGGCGCGCCAGGGGGAUGUGACUCGGCCAGCGAGUAUACCACGUUCUCCACGGUGGCCGCGGCUACAGACCAUUACGCGAGGGGUACAGAACUCAAGCUGUUAAUGGCAGAUCAUUUGUCGUCAGGGAAAAGGGCCGGAAGGUCCUCAGAGACGGACGGUGUAUGCGGCCAGACUAUGAUGCCUUUCCCCGAAGAGUUCCCUAAAGUCACAAAAACUGCGUAUAUCGUUCCGAGACCGAAACACGUGGAACCCAAUGCUUCAUCGGACGUGUUCACCUCACACUCACUCUCCCACAACUCUACCUCACAGUCAUCAAGAUGCCGAAAACCGCACAUCCCGAUGACGUCUUUGCGCGGUCGAUACGAUCUGCCAGACGGGCAGGAUAUCUACGAAAUCGACCUGAAGGCGAGAAGAGUUCCGCGGAUGGAAUGGUUGAAGCUUAGCUGGCCGAUCUCCAUCCCACCCAGCAUUCUUGGUCCUUCGUCAGCCUCCGCCUCGACAACAAGACAGUACGCGUCUGGGAGGAAUUCGGAGAUCGGAGAUAACAACAGAGCUCGGAAGCUGUGCAAGCGGGUCAGCCGGCUCGGAUUUACCGUCGAUUCACGCACUCGCUUCUCAUCUGUUCCAGCGUGUGAUACUGGCAUCCUCGCAUUGGCGAUCGCGCAUGGAGAGGCACAACAGCGGCAUUUGCCGGGUGGUCUGCUCGAUGUGACCGGACUGCGCAGUGCGACAAUCGAAGGACUGUGGGACGAUGCAAUGGCGGUCCGGAGACGAGAUGAAGCGCCGCACAACCCACCAAUUCAAACAAGUCGCCACCAGGAGGAUCUCCCCGCCCAGUUGAAACGUCGACAUGCCGACAACGAUGAUGCACGGCCAAAGCGCCGCCGCGUAUCCGACGGCCAAUCUGCAUCAGACACAAUCGUGCCAACCGAGCGCGAAAUCAGAGUUGAUGGACUCCGCAAACACAGGGAAUGUGGCGGAAACAAAGCGAAGUGCCGUGUCGUCCAAUACGGUAUUGAUUGUGAGUCGGAAUUCACGCACCUCACAGAUGGCGACCCACACUAUCUGGCGAAGCAUGCCAAACAGAUGUACCGGCGAGCCAAGAAAGAUAAGACCUCCCCACUGCGAGCCAUGCUUAAAAAGUUUCCAUGCCCACACGACUGCAAGCUCUUCUUCCUCACCCAAAAGCUCAUGAGGCUACAUUGCUUCGAGCAACAUAGCCAGAACAUCAAAUGCGGAUUCGCGCCAUUGGGAUGCUCGGAAAUGUUGCAACCCCGAAAGCACACGCCUAGCAUUUCGUCUCUAUGCACACCGGCGAGCUGUACCGACUCGCGAAGAAUGUCCUGGACUUCCAUCGCGUUAACGCCUUCAGCUGUCACGACUGUCUUCCGGCGUUUACCACGAAACAAGGCCUGCGCUUGCACUAACAACUGA
Neohortaea acidophila is the source of this 2289-nucleotide messenger RNA. RefSeq lists its product as uncharacterized. The record is from RefSeq and is a predicted model, not a curated record. The transcript is spliced from 5 exons. The coding region runs from base 1 to 2289 and encodes 762 amino acids. Lineage: Eukaryota; Fungi; Ascomycota; Dothideomycetes; Mycosphaerellales; Teratosphaeriaceae.